Acaulospora morrowiae is the source of this 359-nucleotide messenger RNA. NCBI's taxonomy places the organism in Eukaryota, Fungi, Glomeromycota, Glomeromycetes, Diversisporales, Acaulosporaceae. The record is from the annotation of a GenBank genome assembly.
AUGCUAACGACCAAUGAAGAAAAAUCCGAAAAAAACAACGUCCCGCACUUAACAACCCGUCAACUUCUCAUUCUCUACGGAAGUCAGACAGGUUGUGCUCAAGAUGUCGCCGAAAGAAUUGAAAGACAAGCAAGAAGACGUCUUUUUAAGACCAGAAUAUUUUCAAUGGACGCCUAUGAUAGGACCAAUCUGAUUAAUGAACAUCUAGCGAUUUUCGUAUGUUCAACAACUGGGCAAGGUGAUGAACCGGAUAAUAUGAAAAAAUUCUGGAAAUUUUUACUAAGAAAAAACCUUCCAAAUGACAUUUUGAAUCAAUUAAAAUUUGCAGUAUUUGGUCUUGGAGAUUCCUCAUAUGUGAG